Aspergillus pseudoviridinutans is the source of this 1959-nucleotide messenger RNA. Its product is annotated as nucleoporin NDC1. NCBI's taxonomy places the organism in Eukaryota, Fungi, Ascomycota, Eurotiomycetes, Eurotiales, Aspergillaceae. Gene Ontology annotation, molecular function: spindle pole body-nuclear membrane anchor activity. The coding region runs from base 1 to 1959 and encodes 652 amino acids. Gene Ontology annotation, cellular component: spindle pole body; nuclear pore transmembrane ring. Gene Ontology annotation, biological process: spindle pole body localization; nuclear pore organization. The record is from RefSeq and is a predicted model, not a curated record. The transcript has 3 exons.
AUGGCCGCCGCUAUGCCUCGGCCAUAUAGGCGCAUUCUGACAUCUGCGCUGCAUCGGAGAUUUGUCCAUGCAUCUGCCCUAGCGCUUUCAGUCUGCUAUUUUGUUGCAUUCCUUCUCGGAGACAAAUCAUCCUUUUUAUGGGCAUGGUUCCCCAUCGGAGCGUGCGGUUUCCGCGCGGUUCUUCUCUUUCUCUCCAGUCUCGUCGUUUUCGUUCUGCGCGUCGGUCAGAUGCAUCUUGGGUCGAGAACAACUGCAUCCCCGAUCGGUACGUUUAAGUACCUUGUCCCACUCAACGUCAUGCAAACCUUCGGCUGGUACCUGUUCUCUGCUUGGUGGUUCAGUGAGAUCUACAAGUGGUCGUGUCCUACAAGCGCGCAACUUGAAUGGGUCAAACGGGGCAGGCCGCACGAGCGAGCAACACUAAACGAGAGACCGAUCUAUCUUCAUACCUACCAUGUGCUGUUGGCAAUUGCCCAGUCGAUCGUCCAUCUCUACUACGACUAUGACCGCGUUCCUAUCCCUGUGGUUAAGCCAGACUCUGGUGCUUCAGACCGAAGAACUCAUCCGUUAGAGCCAGUCUCCAAGCGCAUCCAAAGCGCUUUGCCCGGAAUGAUCAGAGGUGGUCUCGCAAGGAGCGCACUUGUUGCGGCGAUUUGCCCGUUCGCCUACGUCCUACUCCUCAGGCGGCCAGCAUGGAGCUUCACCUUGUAUUUCGCCAAGCUAUUUUGGAAUUUUCCUAGAUCUGCAGCGGAUCCUCCUGGUGUUAUUCCUGACUUUGGGUUUGGCCUUAUGAUUCGGACUGCCAUAUCCGGAGGGCUACUAACCCUUUGCUGGCAAUCUGCGAACCUUUUCUUCUCGAUGUUUAUCAGCAAGGAACCCCUCAAGCUAGGUCAACCGUUGACAGCGGAAGCAAAGGAUCCUAACGGCAGCCUACUGACCGGCCUAAAGGCGAAGAAGGAGACAGUAAAGGCCUUUGCAUUCUGGGAGCUCUGCCUCAUCAGUCAACAAUUUCCUGAUCGGCGAAAGGCGAUUUUCAACGACAUCGACCGUGAAGGUGGCUCCACCUGGACUCAGAUCCUGCAGUCUGCCACUGAGGUCAUCGAGGGCGUCUCUAACAGGAUCAAUGAGAAGAAAACCCCGACAACAAACGCGAAACCUGAGGAGCAGACCGAAAAAUCACAACCUGUUCUCCAUUCUCUGCCGCGCUUAGCAGAGCCUCCCAAGGAAGACAACAUUUUUGCGAGCUCGCCCAAAGCGGUAUCGCGUCAUGAGAAAAUCGGAGAGGCCUUCAGUUCAGCAGCCAAGAAGUAUGGACAAUCGCCGGACUGGACUCCGACAGCUAGGGCUCGAGCUCGUGAUGUCUUUGACCGCGCGUCCUCAGCUGUGCUGAGCCCUGAGCGAAAGCAGAAGUUGCUCGCUUCUUCCCGGGAGCUGAAGAUGCUCACCGGACCGACGAACAAACCAGAGAAUGCGCACCCCCUGCUCGCACAGGUCCUUCGCUCGCCAAUAGGCCUCAUCCUGCGACAGACUUACGCCCGCCGGUUAUCCGGAAUAGUCCUCGGCACACCGCAUGCAAGUUUAUCUUCCAUCGUUGAUGCUAUUGAGUCGUUGACCCGCCUCCUCAUCGCAAGUCUUGCAGAGGAUCAAUACGGCAAAGUGCAAAGCGAUGUUCCGGGGGUUGUGCGCCUCUUCACAGAGACCAUCACGGUCCUUGAGCCAUUCAUCAACGGCGGGCUAGAUGCCCACUGGACGGAUGUGAACUUCCCACCCUCCAGCGACCCGGACGCCCAGGCCAACGCGCGUCGUGUCCCAGAGGUGGACCUCGUGCUGAAUACAGUUAGGAGCUGCCUCAAAGACCUCUUGUCAGCCUUCAAUCUAUACUUCAAGGACGUUGGACUGGUUGGGAAGGAUCUCCGACUAGCAAAAGAAGCUGCAGGGUUGAUUGAGGAUAAAUAUUAA